Labrus bergylta (ballan wrasse) is the source of this 3545-nucleotide messenger RNA. Its product is annotated as ribosome quality control complex subunit NEMF. The record is from RefSeq and is a predicted model, not a curated record. Gene Ontology annotation, cellular component: RQC complex. NCBI's taxonomy places the organism in Eukaryota, Metazoa, Chordata, Actinopteri, Labriformes, Labridae. Gene Ontology annotation, biological process: rescue of stalled cytosolic ribosome; ribosome-associated ubiquitin-dependent protein catabolic process. Gene Ontology annotation, molecular function: tRNA binding; ribosomal large subunit binding.
CAACCUGACUGUUCAGUUGUGCGCAUGCGCUUGACCAAUAAUUUCCUGCAUGUAUUUCUCGCUGAUGUCGCUCCAGCUAUGUGACUUUUUUUUUUCCAUCCCUUUCUUUUGACUUUUUCUUCUCUUAAAUUGUCCCCCGCUGUUCAGUCGACAUGAAAACGAGAUUCGGCACUGUGGACAUCCGGGCAGUUAUUGCCGAAAUCACUGCCAACUACAUCGGCAUGAGAGUCAACAACGUGUAUGACAUCGACAACAAGACGUAUCUCAUCCGUCUGCAGAAGCCGGACAGCAAAGCCGUCCUCCUGAUUGAGUCUGGGACCCGGAUUCACUCCACAGACUUUGAAUGGCCCAAGAACAUGAUGCCUUCAGGGUUCGCAAUGAAAUGUCGUAAGCACCUAAAGACUCGGCGGCUGACCCAGGUUAAGCAGCUCGGCGUUGACAGGAUUGUUGACAUCCAGUUCGGGUCAGACGAGGCGGCCUACCACUUGAUCAUUGAGCUCUAUGACCGGGGUAACAUCAUUCUGGCAGACCACGAGUACACCAUCCUCAACCUGCUGCGGUUUCGGACCGCCGAGGUAGAAGACGUGAAGAUCGCUGUGAGAGAGCGCUACCCUGUGGAGAGUGCUCGCCCCCCUGAACCUCUCAUAAGCUUAGAGAGACUCACAGAAAUCCUCAGCAAAGCCCAGAACGGAGAUCAGGUGAAAAGGGUCCUGAAUCCUCACCUUACAUAUGGAGCCACGCUGAUAGAACACAGCUUGAUGGAGGUGGGUCUACCCACCUCGGUCAAAGUGGACGGCCAAGUUGAAGCUGCAAAAAUCCUUGAAGCGCUGCAGAUUGCAGAAACGUACAUGGAGAGAACGGAGCACUUCACAGGCAAGGGCUACAUCAUUCAGAAGAGUGAGAAGAAACCAAGCUUAAUUCCCGGCAAACCCAGCGAAGAACUGCUCACAUACGAUGAAUUCCACCCCUUCCUCUUUGCCCAGCAUGCAAAGAGUCACUAUCUGGAGUUCGAUACUUUUGACAAGGCGGUGGAUGAGUUCUUCUCCAAGAUGGAGAGUCAGAAGAUCGACAUGAAGGCCCUGCAUCAGGAGAAACAGGCUCUGAAGAAGUUGGAGAAUGUGAAGAAGGACCACGAGCAGAGGCUGGAGGCCUUGCACCAGGCACAGGAGGUGGACAGGGUCAAAGGUGAGCUGGUGGAGAUGAACCUGCCCAUGGUGGAGAGAGCGCUGCAGGUGGUGCGAAGCGCGCUGGCCAAUCAGGUGGACUGGACCGAGAUCGGCAUUCUGGUCAAAGAAGCUCAAGCCGCGGGAGACCCCGUAGCGUGCGCCAUCAAGGAGCUGAAGCUGCAGACCAACCACAUCACCAUGCUUCUAAAGAAUCCGUAUGUUUCUGAGGAGGACCUGCAAGAGGAGGAGAAGAGAGACGUGGUGGAGGAGAAAGGGAAGAAGAACAAAAACAAAGGACAGAACAAGAAGCUGCAAAAGGACAAACCCAUGCUGGUGGAUGUGGACCUCGGCCUGUCGGCUUACGCCAACGCCAAAAAGUACUACGACUGCAAACGCAGUGCUGAAAAGAAAGAACAUAAAACAAUCGAAGCUGCAGGAAAAGCGAUGAAAUCUGCAGAGAAAAAAACACAGAAAACACUCAAAGAGGUGCAGACAGUGACCACCAUCCAGAAGGCCAGAAAAGUCUACUGGUUUGAGAAGUUCUUAUGGUUCAUCAGUUCAGAGAAUUAUCUCGUCAUCGCAGGAAGAGAUCAGCAGCAGAACGAGAUGAUUGUGAAACGCUACCUCCGAGCAGGUGAUAUCUAUGUCCACGCUGACCUCCACGGAGCGACUAGUUGUGUCAUCAAAAACCCCUCAGGUGAGACCAUCCCUCCACGUACCCUGACAGAAGCGGGCACCAUGUCUGUGUGCUAUAGUGCCGCCUGGGACGCCAAGAUCAUCACCAGCGCCUGGUGGGUUCAUCAUCAUCAGGUGUCUAAGACGGCUCCGACCGGAGAGUACUUGACCACUGGGAGUUUCAUGAUCAGAGGAAAGAAAAACUUUCUUCCUCCUUCCUACUUGAUUAUGGGCUUUGGAUUUCUCUUCAAGGUGGACGACGAGAGUGUGUCCAGGCACCGAGGGGAGAGGAAGGUGAAGACUGUGGAGGACGACAUGGAGGAGGUGGCGUCUUCAACCUCUGAGCUGUUAGAGGAGGGAGAGGAGCUCACAGGUGAUGACAGCAGUGACGACGAUCAAGCGGCAGAAGAUGGAGAGAAGGAUAAGAAGAAUAAAAAGACGGGGGCGGGGGGUGAUGGUGCGAGUGGAGAACUGGCCGCUGUUCCCGAGGACGAGGAAAACCUGGAAGCGGAGGAAGACAGCGGAGAGGAAGAGGAGACGAGUGAAGAAUUUAGCUUUCCAGAUACGACCAUCUCCCUCUCGCAUUUACAGCCCAGCAGGAGCGCUCAGAACCCUGGUUUCAAACAGGAAGUGACCACACAGGCUGAGGCAGAAGACUCCCAGGUGAAGAAACACAUGACUGCCAAGCAGAGGAGAGAGGAGAAGAAGAAGAAACAGAAACAGGACGGCUGUGACAUCGAGGAGAAGACCGAGACUUCAGCAGGUGGAUCUGCUGGUGAUCAGGGAUCCAAAGGUGGAGGUGGAGGAGGAGGUGGAGGAGGAGGAGGAGGAGGAGGAGGAGGCCCCUCCCAGCCGCCUCUAAAGAGAGGUCAAAAGAACAAGUUAAAGAAGAUCAAAGAGAAGUACAAAGACCAGGAUGAAGAGGACCGGGAGCUGAUGAUGCAGCUGCUUGGGUCAGCCGGUUCCACCAAGGACGAGAAGGAAAAGGGGAAGAAAGGAAAGAAAGGGAAGGGGAAAGACGAACCCGUAAGGAAACCGGCUCCUCAGAAACAACCGCAGAAACCUCGGCCCGUGGAGACGGCGGUGAAAAAGGCCGAGGCGACGGGAGAAGGGGAGGUGAUGAAUGAGGAGAAACGACCAGGAGAGGAGGGAGAAGCUGCUGAACAGGAGGACAAGGAAGAUGACGUGGACCAGGACAACCCCGGAGCAGAGGAAGCGGAGAACCUGCUCACUUCUCUGACGGGCCAGCCUCAUGCUGAAGACGUGCUGCUGUUUGCUGUGCCCGUCUGCGCUCCAUACACCGCCCUCACCAACUACAAACACAAAGUGAAACUGACCCCUGGAGCCCAGAAGAAAGGCAAAGCCGCACGCACUGCGGUCCUCAGCUUCACAAAAACCAAAGAGACCUCGCCCCGAGAGAAGGACCUGUUCCGCAGUGUCAAGGACACGGAUCUCUCCAGGAACAUGCCGGGCAAAGUGAAAGUGUCCGCUCCAAACCUGCUGGCUGCCAAGAAGAAAUGAGCUGAGCGGAGAGAUGUACAUUCACAGUCUUUCACCAACAAUUCAAAGCUGACGACGUCACUGGAUCAGGAGAGUCCUCCUGUGUGAUUAAGACUCAUUUUUAUUUUCAGAACUGAUCGAGCCACGUCUGUGUAGAAUGAAAAAAAACAACAUGUAAAUAAACAAAUCAGACCAAAACUGAAA